Messenger RNA from Paramecium pentaurelia, 1075 nucleotides. Lineage: Eukaryota; Ciliophora; Oligohymenophorea; Peniculida; Parameciidae. The record is from the annotation of a GenBank genome assembly.
AUGCUUGCAGGAAAAGAACAAAAACAACUUCGACAAAUAAGAGUAAUCUCACCUUCAAGCUUAGUAAAAUCGCGGUAAUCUUGAGAGUGAACAAUUACCAGAUUAUUUAAGAAGCUCCUUUUCUGAUACCAUCAAAAUUUAAGAGCCAUCAAAAGUUUAUAAAGGAAAGAAGAUCUUACCUUAAUAUGCAUUUGGUAAUUCUCUUGAAUCCCCUUCCUUCUUCCGUAAUCCUAACACUUUAAUUUGCAGAGAUAGUUAUGACAAUCCAUUUCUAAAAGUCAAAGCUAAACCUCAUAGCAAAUGGGAAUCCUUGCAUAGUAGUACUCUCAACAACUUUGAAUUUUAUAAUGUUUCUGAAUAAAAAUUUGCCAAUCUCCCAAAUUAAGGAUACAAAAAUGUCAAAAUAGUAAAGUAUUAAUCUAUUAUUAUUAUUUUAGUACUGUAACUAAUAAAGUACAUUAUGUUUAGACUCCUUAAAUUAAAGGGGAUGAACAAACUUUUCAACUUGCUUAUCGAACUCUAUAAAAAACAGGGCUAUUUGGUAGAAAGAAUGGUAUAUAUUAUUUAUAGAUUUUAAUAGAAUUGUUCACAGAUUUCAUAGAAAAGAAUGAUAAUUAAAAUGUAUAUGGUCAUUUGAAUGAUAGACAAAGACCCAAAGGACAUUUGAGAGAUGUUAAGAAUUUCAGUUUUACACCAUAAGAAUUCUAAAUUCAUAAAAAAAGAACUAGUCAUUAUAUAAAUUCAAGUUCUAAUAAAGUUUUACAAAAAUCAGACUUACCUAUAGUGAAUAAAAAUCAAUAAAAAAAAGAAUAUUAAAUUGAAAAGUACUUUUCUAGAGAUUAAAGGUAUAUUGAUUUUUAAUAAUGAUAGCUAUCUUAAUUCCCUUAACAAUUCUAUCAUUAUAAAUUAAAUAGAUUAAUAAUUGAAAAGAAAGAAUUUAAAUAGAUAUAAGUAUUUUAUUAUUAUUAAUAUUUAUAGUUCUGAUUUAAAGAUUUUGGAUUAUUAAGAAAAUGAAAUAGCUUAGAUUGAUAAAUUUGAAGAAUAUUUGGAGUUUGAAAAAUUAUAUGGAAAUUGA